Molecule: messenger RNA, 1540 nt
Organism: Cadophora gregata
Lineage: Eukaryota; Fungi; Ascomycota; Leotiomycetes; Helotiales; Ploettnerulaceae
Exons: 3
Coding region: 268-1248 (326 amino acids)
Source: RefSeq, a predicted model, not a curated record
GCCGCUUUAAUGAUGAUAUUAUGUGAGAAAGAAUGGAAAUGCUGAAUAAUAUUUGUCUUUCAUCCUAGGCAGGAUAAGUGAAUUAGUCAAGCAGUCGCAUCGCUGCAUUCGCACCUUCCUUUGUGAAUAGGCUUCGCACGUCAUUCGCACAUUCCUUCAUCUUUUCUUUGAUACCAAACUCUAGCAUAUAAUGAGGAGCUCUCAAGUUUCAGAUCACCAGGCUUGGUCUGACAAAACAACUGCAGCAGCACUUAUCUCGACUUUGCAAUGGCUGAGCAAAAUUCCGAUGUUCAGGCUGUCGCGGAUGAAGAUACCAUGCACAAAAUUAUUGCUGGGUGCGAAAGUUCCAGAUCCCAGCUCACAGUAGCCCAGCAUAUCAAAGCUUCCGCCAAGAAUCCAACUAGAUUCCUCGACCUACCCCGCGAAAUUCGUGACAGCAUCUACUUGGAAUACUUUGCUCAGCAAGCGAAUGAUUCUUUUGAGAGCAAGGAUGCUAGAAACUUCUACUGCUAUGCUUGUGAUCACACUCCCUAUGAGAGAGAUUGUUACACCUUCCCUAUCCUCUUCACUUGUCAACAAAUCUUACGGGAAUUCCAGGACCUCCUCAUACGAUAUGGCAUGCAUCUCCAAUUCGACUGCAUCGUACCAAUGAAGCCUUUCAUGGACAACCAGCACCAGGCAUACCUCAAAGCCAACCUCACAUCCCUCUGCUUCAACUGGCGCGGAGGCUCCGAGACUUGUGUGACUGCAGCUCAUGCCAUCAUUGGCUUACAGACGCUUCCCAGUUUGAAGAAUCUCAUUAUUGUUAUUACUCCAUCAGUGCCAAUGAGAGCCCGUUUCAAGUACAUUGCCAACGAGAUGAGCUAUGAUAGCGGUCAGGAUAUCACAUUCAGAAUCAUGCAGGCGAUUGGAUUCGACGAGCUGUGCAGCAUUCGCGGCUUGCAUGAACGUGUUGAAGUCCGCCUUGAAGGAAGAUGGCUUGGAGUUGCCGGAAUGCCUUUUAAUAUUCGCUUGCCAUCUGAAGGACUUUACGCAUCUGAACUAAGAUACUUGCGACUGAUGCAAACAGCAUUGAGUCGGUACUUGAGCAUGUUCAUGACGAGAAAGAAGCCGCUCGACUACGAUUCCACAAAGAAACUUCGAGUACCUUAUUACGCCUGGUCUGACGACCAUGACGUUACGUGGAUAGGCUGGGAUAAGGAGAACGAGGAGCAAAGAUUAGAGGGCGAAGACCUCAAUGGGUGGUAGAAGUCCAGCAUUCAGGAUAUAAUAUACUUCAAACAGUUCAUUCAGACUCAACACAUCCAUUUACCAUUCCCGAUUAUUUUCGCCUAAAGCAGAUCACUGAACUGCAGAAUCAAAUCAGUCUCCACCAAAUUCUGAUUAUCAAAAUAUCCUCUACUACCCUCACAGCUUCAGAACAACAUUUCGAGAAGAUUGGAGUUGGCUACAAGCAGCAGUUAUCUCUUCGUCGGUUUCAUAGUCCAACAGUGCAAAUCGUAGCCCAACAGAUCGUAUCCAUCUAAUCCUUUCAACAACC